GUGCUGACGUCACGCACUCAGCGCCUCGGAGGCCGAGGGCGGGGCCUGUGGGGACCUGAGGCCGAGGAGCAGCGGCCCGAGCUCGGGCCAUGGCGAAGCUGCUGAGCUGCGUCCUCGGCCCCCGGCUCUACAAGAUCUACCGGGAGAGGGAGACGGAUCGGGCCGCGUCCAGCGUUUCUGAGCCUCCCACUGCCGUCCCCGCCCCCUCCUCCAGCUCCUGGGAUACAUAUUAUCAGCCCUAUGCCCUGGAGAAGCAUGCUGACAGGAUCCUGGCACUGGCCUCAGUCUUCUGGUCCAUCUCUUAUUACUCCUCUCCCCUCGCCUUCUUCUACUUGUACAGGAAAGGUUACUUGAGUUUGUCCAAAGUGGUGCCGUUUUCUCACUACGCCGGGACAUUGCUGCUGCUGCUGGCAGGUGUGGCUUGCCUCCGAGGCAUCGGCCGCUGGACCAACCCCCAGUACCGACAGUUCAUCACCAUCUUGGAAGCCACACAUCGGAACCAGUCUGCAGAAAACAAGAGGCAGCUGGCCAACUAUAACUUCGACUUCAGGAGCUGGCCAGUCGACUUUCACUGGGAGGAGCCCAGCAGCCGGAAGGGGUCCCGGGGUGGCCCUUCCCGCAGGGGUGUGGCCCUGCUCCGCCCAGAGCCUCUGCACCGGGGAACGGCAGACACAUUCCUCAACAGGGUCAAGAAGCUGCCUUGUCAGAUCACCAGCUACCUGGUGGCACACACCCUGGGACGCCGGAUGCUGUACCCAGGCUCUGUGUACCUGCUCCAGAAGGCCCUCAUGCCCGUGCUGCUGCAGGGCCAGGCCCGGCUGGUGGAAGAGUGUAAUGGGCGCCGGGCAAAACUACUGGCCUGUGAUGGUAACGAGAUUGACACCAUGUUUGUGGACCGGCGGGGGACGGCUGAGCCCCAGGGGCAGAAGCUGGUGAUCUGCUGUGAGGGAAAUGCGGGAUUCUAUGAGGUGGGCUGUGUCUCCACACCCCUGGAAGCUGGCUACUCCGUCCUGGGCUGGAAUCAUCCAGGCUUUGCUGGAAGCACGGGGGUACCGUUCCCACAAAAUGAGGCCAAUGCCAUGGAUGUGGUAGUUCAGUUUGCCAUCCACCGCCUGGGCUUCCAGCCCCAGGACAUUGUCAUCUAUGCCUGGUCCAUCGGAGGUUUCACUGGUACCUGCCGCCCCUGCUAGUCCCCCUGCACGGAUUCCUGUCCCUGCCUAGGAGAUGUGGGCACAGGCGGUGGGGGCGGAGGCUUCCAGAGAAAGGCGGAGUGGGUAAGAGGGACCCAAGUGAAAGGCACCUAUCUGCAC
Peromyscus eremicus (cactus mouse) is the source of this 1310-nucleotide messenger RNA. RefSeq names its product abhydrolase domain containing 16A, phospholipase (gene Abhd16a). Gene Ontology annotation, biological process: phosphatidylserine catabolic process; monoacylglycerol catabolic process. Gene Ontology annotation, cellular component: endomembrane system. The transcript is spliced from 12 exons. Bases 90 to 1190 code for a protein of 366 amino acids. Lineage: Eukaryota; Metazoa; Chordata; Mammalia; Rodentia; Cricetidae. The record is from RefSeq and is a predicted model, not a curated record. Gene Ontology annotation, molecular function: monoacylglycerol lipase activity; glycerophospholipase activity.